AUGGAACAGCGGAGCCGGCUCUGCGCCCUCGGAUACCUGCCGCCUCUGCUGCUGCUGCUGCCGCUGCACGCCCUGCUGCUCUUGGUCGCCGAUGCUACAUUCACCGAAGUCCCCAAAGAUGUGACAGUGAGGGAGGGAGACGACAUCGAAAUGCCCUGCGCGUUCCGGGCCAGCGGAGCCACUUCGUAUUCCCUGGAGAUUCAGUGGUGGUACCUCAAGGAGCCGCCCCGGGAGCUGCUGCACGAACUGGCGCUCAGCGUGCCGGGCGCCCGGAGCAAGGUAACAAAUAAGGAUGCAACUAAAAUCAGCACCGUGCGGGUCCAGGGCAAUGACAUCUCGCACCGCCUUCGGCUGUCGGCCGUGCGACUUCAGGACGAGGGUGUGUACGAGUGCCGCGUGUCGGACUACAGCGACGACGACACGCAGGAGCACAAAGCCCAGGCGCUGUUGCGCGUGCUCUCCCGCUUCGCGCCGCCCAACAUGCAGGCAGCGGAGGCCGUGUCCCACAUCCAGAGCAGCGGCCCGCGUCGCCACGGGUCCCCCGGUGCCGUCAACGCUAACCCCGCAGGCGCCACAGGGCGCACCACUUCCGAGCCUGGCAGCAGCAACAAGAACCCACCGCCCGGGAGCCCUCCUGCCGUCCCCGGACCCGGAGUCCCCGAGGCCGCCGCCUCUGUGGCCAACACAGCCACCACCACCACCGUCGCGGCUGCUGCAGCUGCUUCAUCAGCGUCGCCGCCACCCGGCCAAGCCGUCCUCCUGCGCCACUGGCACGGCUCGGGCACCGGCCACAGCUAUGCCACAGACACACUCCUCUCCCUGCUCCUGUUAGCCCUGCAUAGGCUCCUGCACCUGCUCUUGGGUCACUGA
Molecule: messenger RNA, 870 nt
Organism: Castor canadensis (American beaver)
Lineage: Eukaryota; Metazoa; Chordata; Mammalia; Rodentia; Castoridae
Gene: Vstm2b
Product: V-set and transmembrane domain containing 2B
Cellular component (GO): membrane
Source: RefSeq, a predicted model, not a curated record